Messenger RNA from Scomber japonicus (chub mackerel), 2044 nucleotides. It is a transcript of the gene cbfa2t2, whose product is annotated as CBFA2/RUNX1 partner transcriptional co-repressor 2. Gene Ontology annotation, cellular component: nucleus. The record is from RefSeq and is a predicted model, not a curated record. Bases 329 to 2044 code for a protein of 571 amino acids. Lineage: Eukaryota; Metazoa; Chordata; Actinopteri; Scombriformes; Scombridae. The transcript is spliced from 12 exons. Gene Ontology annotation, biological process: DNA-templated transcription; negative regulation of DNA-templated transcription. Gene Ontology annotation, molecular function: transcription corepressor activity.
UAUCACACGAAAGAGAGAUAAACGGAAAAGACGCAACGAAACUCAGGAGAGAGAGAGAGUGUGUGUACUGCAGCAUUGCGCUGGUCUACUCGGUUAUCUGUCUCCAUCUGGCUGCCAUCUGUGUCUCUGGCUCUGGCCUUUGCCACACUGGAGCUCACAUAUGUGGGAAUGCAAACACAUGCCUGACAUAUGAAGGCGUGGAGUCACAGAAAGAGACAAAAAGGAACGGAUAAGAGAGCAAAACCCUGCAACUGCAGCUGACUUUCUCAAAGGACUGAAGAGUGGACUCUACUAGAGUGGAGACAGUAGAGAGAAGAAGAGCCCUGCCAUGCCCGGUUCUCCUGUGGAUGCUAAGACUCAUUCCAGAUCAGCCCCCAGCAGCAGCGCCAGCUCCACUAUGCCACCCCUGCCUUCUGUCAACCCCAGCGGCCCUCGUCCGGCCUCCUUUUCCACCACAGCAUUGACCAAUGGGAAUCAUCAUUCCCCACCAACCUUGAAUGCAGUGCCGUCUCCACCGCAGCGAUACAGCAACGGUCCAUCCUCUUCCUCUUCCUCAUCGCUGGCCAACCAACAGCUGCCAGCCACCUGUGGGGCACGCCAGCUGAGCAAGCUGAAACGUUUCCUGACCACGCUGCAGCAGUUUGGCAACGACAUCUCUCCUGAGAUUGGAGACAGCGUCAGAAGCCUAGUCCUGGCCCUUGUGAAUUCAACGGUUACCAUUGAAGAGUUUCACUCGCGGCUUCAGGAGGCUACCAACUUUCCCUUACGGCCCUUUGUUAUUCCUUUUCUCAAGGCAAACCUUCCUCUGCUGCAGAGAGAGCUGCUCCACUGUGCACGGGCAGCCAAACAGACCCCAGCCCAGUACCUGUCCCAGCAUGAGCACCUCCUGUUAAGCACCACCCUGGCCUCCUCUCCAGACUCCUCUGAGCUGCUGAUGGAGCCUAAUGAAACUGGUACCAAGAGACACAGCCCCAGCAGGGGUAAAGAGAAUGGUUUCCAUGAACGUCCAUCUGUAGCCAUGGAGCCCGCUGCAAAACGGAUUUGUACCAUCAGCCCUGCUCCACGACACAGCCCCGCCCACCCGCUGCCUCUGAGCACCCAGCUUCACCCGACCCCUCCACCCUUGCAGCACUACGCCCUGGAUGACAUCGCAACGCCGCACAUUCUGCACCGUGAGCACAGCCAACGUAUGCUGGAGAUCCGCGAGCUCAAAGACAGGCCCAGACUCCCUGGCACUAACGGGGGAUACCGCGAGGAGCCAGUGGACCACAGACUGACAGACAGAGAAUGGGCUGAUGAAUGGCGGCAUCUGGACCACGUGUUGAACUCCAUUGUUGACAUGGUGGAAAAGACAAGGAGGUCAGUGAGUGUGCUCAGACGAUGCCAGGAAUCAGAUCGCGAGGAGCUCAACUACUGGAGACGACGCUCAAGUGAGCAGGAGGACCCUCGCAAAGGAGGCUCAGGCUCCGCUCCCUUCUCCAAGACGCACAGCCCCCACUCUGCAGAGUCGGGUGAGUACAAGUCCCAGCGCGACUUUGCCCCACGGCCAGGCUCAGCAUACGUUACAGAUGAGAUCUGGAGAAAAGCUGAAGAGGCGGUAAAUGAGGUAAAGCGUCAGGCCAUGGAUGAGGUACAGAAAGCAGUGGCAGAGGCUGAGCAGAAAGCUUUUGAAAUGAUUGCUUCUGAGAGGGCUAAGAUGGAAAAGACUCUGGCUGAUGCAAAGAGGAAGGCCCAAGAGGAUGCCAUCAUGGUCAUCAAUGAACAGGAGGACUCCAGUGAGUGUUGCUGGAAUUGUGGCCGCAAAGCUAGUGAGACAUGCAGCGGCUGCAACGCCGCUCGCUACUGUGGCUCUUUCUGCCAGCAUAAAGACUGGGAGAGGCAUCACCUCAUCUGCAGCCCAGGGCUUCAGGCUCAACCCAAACCAGUUUCUGCCCCUGACAGUGUGCCAUCAGUCUCCAGUCCUGGUGGAGAAAAAGCUUUGGUUGCUUCUCGCUCCUCCACCCCUUCCACCCCCGCCUCAGCCCCUGAGACCAACGGACACUAG